AUGGCCGGGAGAAAAGAAAGGGAAAAAUACAAGAGUUAUACGGAGGAGGCCUGGUUAGGCUCCGGGUCAGGCGCUAACCGGGCCUUGGCCGCGUGUCUACCGGACGAGUUACGAACGAGUAACGAACGCUCUACGGACCUGUGGGGCGUGCCUAGGACGUUAUUAGGUUUCUUAAUACUCUUUUCCUUUAGCUCUUACUUGUAUUCCGAGAGUAUCCUAGACUCUGUCUCGGCUAGUAGUAGUAGUAUAAACGAUAUAAAGUCGGUGCCUAAGAGUAUUUUUAGAGAUAUAGUCGUCCUUGAUAGUACUAAGGAAUAUUAUACUAUAGUGACGGAAUUAUUAGAAGUAGGGAUUCCGUUUGCUAUAUCUGCCCUUCUCCUAGGGUUUAAUGCCCUAGGGAUAGUUACCCUUGCCUUAGUCGUUAUAAUCUUUCAGUCCGUUAGAGGUAUCCUUAACAUUAAAUACGGCGGCUUUCUAUACCCUUCUUUCGGCCUUAAGCUCUUUAGAGAGUGCCUUCUAUUUUUCGGUGACCUAAAGAAGCAUCUAGCUAGACUAAAGGGAACUAAUGUCUUAAGAGGGGUUAGGUUUAGCUUAAGCCUUAAUAUCUCUAGUAGCUCUAGCCAUUAG
Molecule: messenger RNA, 627 nt
Organism: Thermothelomyces thermophilus ATCC 42464
Lineage: Eukaryota; Fungi; Ascomycota; Sordariomycetes; Sordariales; Chaetomiaceae
Exons: 19
Coding region: 1-627 (208 amino acids)
Source: RefSeq, a predicted model, not a curated record